Molecule: messenger RNA, 759 nt
Organism: Babesia sp. Xinjiang
Lineage: Eukaryota; Apicomplexa; Aconoidasida; Piroplasmida; Babesiidae
Gene: rps4
Product: 40S ribosomal protein S4
Exons: 1
Coding region: 1-759 (252 amino acids)
Biological process (GO): translation
Cellular component (GO): cytosolic small ribosomal subunit; ribosome
Molecular function (GO): structural constituent of ribosome; RNA binding
Source: RefSeq, a predicted model, not a curated record
AUGAAGCGUAACAAUGCGCCUUCGCAUUGGAUGUUGGAUAAAUUAAGCGGUCGUUAUGCGCCGAAGCCAUCACCUGGACCACACAAGUCAACAGAGUGCCUACCCUUGAUGCUACUUCUACGUAACAGACUCAAAUACGCUUUGACAUACGAUGAAGUGAAACUUAUUGUGAUGCAGAAGGUAGUACGUAUUGAUGGAAAAGUUCGUACUGACAUCACAUACCCAAUAGGGUUCAUGGAUGUAGUAUCACUUGAACGAACAAACGAACAUUUCCGUCUCCUAUACGACACCAAGGGACGUUUUGUACCUCACAAAAUCACACCAGAGGAGGCCUCCUACAAAUUGUGCAGGGUAAUCAAAACCUUUUUGGGACCUAAGGAAGUUGGAAUGGCUGUGACACAUGAUGGACGUACCAUACGUUUUGUACACCCAGAAGUUAAACCAGGAGACUCACUACGUAUCGACCUUGAGACCGGUAAGGUCUUGGAGUUCUUCAAAUUCGAGGUUGGAAACCUAGUCAUGAUCACUGGUGGACACAACCAAGGUCGUGUCGGUACAAUCGUACACAAGGAAAGACACCCAGGAAGCUUCGACCUGAUACACGUACGUGACGAGGUCGGAAACAGUUUCUCUACCCGUUGCUCUAACGUAUUCGUCAUCGGUGUGGGCACUAACAACUACGUAUCACUACCCAAGGAACGUGGUAUCAAGAAAACGAUCAUAGAGGAUCGCGCUCAGAGGCUUGCUCGCGCACACUGA